Aethina tumida (small hive beetle) is the source of this 5402-nucleotide messenger RNA. RefSeq lists its product as uncharacterized. NCBI's taxonomy places the organism in Eukaryota, Metazoa, Arthropoda, Insecta, Coleoptera, Nitidulidae. Gene Ontology annotation, cellular component: cytoskeleton. The record is from RefSeq and is a predicted model, not a curated record. Bases 1018 to 5184 code for a protein of 1388 amino acids. The transcript is spliced from 16 exons.
AUGUUGUUGACGCAUGCGCGCACACCAGUUUGAAAAUCAGCAUGGAUGUCUCGGUGCUGGGUGGUGUAAAAAUUAACAACAAAUUUCGAUUUUGUUAAAUCGCAACCGCACCAAACCCAUGCGAUCCGUUUUAAUUGCGUGUGUGUCGACGGCGCGCCAUCCGCAACUAUUAUGCGCCUAUUUAUAAACGGCUGCUGCUCAUUAUUCGAUCCAAAAGACCCCAAACGUCCAGAUGUCUUCAACAUGUUAAAAUAAAUAUAUUUAUAUUAUAUGUAUAAUAAAAAGUUUUUAAUAUUAAGUGUUAAUUAAUCAUAUAUCUUAUAUAUAUUAUAUAUCUCUAUAAAUUACCGUUGCAUAUCUCUGUUAAGAAAAACUCGUUGAAUUUUAUAUACCACAAUUUUAAAAAUAUACACGAUACACACACACAUUUAAAUAACAGCCGAGAACUGGUGCCAAAACGCCCGAAAAAGUUGCGCAAUCCCGAAAAGAGCGGGAGAGAAGUCGAAAAAUUUCGAUGCACCAUUUCGAAAAGCGCCGUGCCGCAUCCGGAGCCGUUCGCAUUGGCGAUAGAAAGAGAAAAUAUAAACAGCCGACCUUAGUGGGCUAAGACGAGGUCAAUGCCCAUCGCAUGCAACUAGCAAUGAUGUGAGAUGUCUUCUAGACGCGGACCAGCGUCGUAACGUGCGAGAAACCGAAUCGCGAGCGCUUCGUAACGAAAUUUUUCCUUUAAUUGGUGAACCUCGGUUGUGAUCUGCCUUCCAUCCAAAAGAAAGAAAACCAAGCCCCCCUAGGUCUCCUAAACGGUUGCAGUUUGUAGUGUGUUAUGUCCAUAAUAAGAGUUUUAUGCCCGUUCGUUGUUUUAUCGGAUUGUUGCUAGUUGUGGAAUUUACGUUUGCGUUUGUGAAGCUUAAGAACUAUAAUGGAAGUGACUUAAAUCGAAAAACACAGGACUCCAGUUGGUGCCGGUUUGAUGUGUGUUUAGUGCGGAAUCGCGGAAUUGCGGAAGAGAAGUGAAAGAUGGCAGAAGAUCAAAGGAGACUGAGUCAAGUUUUCGAUCCCAUUACGCGACUGGGUGAGCUGACAAGGAUGUCACAUUCAACCCCGUCAUCCCCGAGGUUGCUGCCGCGGCGCCAGAGGGAGAUGGCGCCUCCUCUGGCCGCCUUCGACAUCCUGGACCAAGGGCCGAGUGGCUCAUCCACCCAACCGCCCACCGUCAAUUGGCAGGAACGUUGUCUGGAGCUGCAGCUCGAGUUGCACAGGAGCAGGACGCAGGCAACAAGGACUCGCGACAUGCUUCGUGAAAAGCUCUCCGAGCUGGAACAAAGAGUUCUCGAGGCCGAAGGCAGGGCAGAGGAGGCCGAGGACAAGGUACGAAUAAUGGAACAGAAGCUCGCAUGGUCGGCGGCUAGCGACGCAAACACCGCCCAAAUAAGUCGACUCGAGGGUGAAGUCGAGGAACAGCGUCAGCUGCGGCUGCACGACGCACGUCAGGUCGAAGCCAAGGCGGCCAGGAUCAAGGAAUGGGUCACCAAUAAGCUGCGCGAGCUAGAACAACAGAACCAGACGCUCAAGGAGCAGAACAUCAAGUGCAACCGGCAACUGGAGCUGCUGCGCAAUCAUCUAGCGCUAGCAGACCGAAGGCGCAGCGAGAGCUGCUCACCGGAGCCCAGACAGAUUCCCCCGUCAUCCAGCACCAGCCGCCAGCAAAAGCACCGUCGCCACCAGUCCGUGUGUUUGUCGACGAGCAGCACGUACGAGCCGACAAUCCCCAGCACGCUGGUGACGAGCGUGAACAUAGAGCUCAGCAACUCAAGCAUGGAUCCUCUCACCGACGAAUUAAGGGCCGCGGUCGACAAUCUGAGCAUUGGCAGGGUGCCGAGCAGUAGUGCCAGCGAUCCGGACCUAGCGCACGACUACGCCGAAAUCUACACACCUAGCAGGGAGAAGGUUGCGUGGCCGAGGGCGCCCACGCCUCCCCUUCACAGGUUCCCCAGCUGGGAGGAUCGGAUAUAUCAAGUGGCAGCUGAUGGUUUAACAUUAACCGGGACAACCCCCAGCGAUAUUGGACCAGAACAAGCAGGUUACCAAGACAUCCCCGUGCCAGUUUACGCCACUGUCAAAGGGCGAGCUAGUCAAAUCAGAUCCAUGCCUUUCACCGGCGAUUCCAGCGACGAUUCCAGCGAUGGUGAAGGCAACAACACUACUGCGGUUGAUGGGACGAAUACACACAGCAGAAGUUCUGGAGAUACGUCCGGUUCCAGUCCGGGAAAAAGAACUGCGUCGAGUAGCAGUGGCUCUCCUAGUAAAAGUAAAACAAGAGGUGUUUCAGACACGUCCUUCGAAUCGGGCAUGUCUGAUGAUUAUGCCGUGCCCCCGGACGCUCUGAGCUGCGACACCACCAGCAUAGAAUCAUCUAUGUUGCUCAGAGCCUCUUAUCUCGACAGUCCGAAACGUAUCGAGAGUUUGGAAAAGAGCGGAAGCUUAGCUAAAUUAGGUGGUAAAUUGAAAACCUGGCGAAAAAAGUGGUUCGUGCUAAAGAACGGCGUCCUAACGUAUUACAAAAGUCAAAGUGAUAUAAACAGAAAACCCCAGGGACAGAUUUUGUUAGACGAAGUUUGUAAGAUAAACAGAGCGGAUGGAUCAAACACAUUCGAAAUCGACACUGGAAAGAAAACUUAUUAUCUAACUGCUGACUCGUUGACUGCUAUGGAAGACUGGGUGAGAAUAUUACAAAACGUACAACGAAGAAACGCAACUAAAUUGUUACUGAGCAAGGAAGAAAACAAGCCUUCCGUUCAAGGCUGGCUAACGAAAGUCAAAAAUGGUCACGCGAAAAAAUGUUGGUGUGUGUUAAUUGGAAAGAUGUUCCUUUAUUUUAAAGCUCCUACAGAUACAACACCUCACGGCCAAAUAAACAUGAGAGACGCAAAAGUGGAGGAGGUAGAACACUUAUCCGACUCCGACUCAGAGGAGAAAGAUUCCGAACAACCGGACCUAACUAUCGGUAUAUUCCCAACGAAUUCGGGCCCUACGUAUCUGUUGUGUCCAGGCAAACAAGAGAAGGACGCGUGGCUGUAUAAUUUGACUGUAGCAAGCGGCGGCGGUCCGAGUACCGGCACCCAAUACGAACAGUUGAUCCACAAACUGAUGGAGGUGGACGGUGAUCCGAACUGCGUCUUGUGGCGGCAUCCAGUUCUAUUACAUGUGCCUUGUACCAAAGACGGUGCCAUACCUUCAUACUUUCCGUUAACUACCUUACCAUCGGAAACACUACAGGCGGAAGCAAUAAAAUUAUUCAAGUGCCUGCAAUUGUUCAUGUCGGCCGCGGUGGACCAAGCAGGCAUAGAUUACCACGUCGUUCUGGCUCAGAAUGCGCUUCAACAGUGUCUGGACAUGCCCGAGUUGCAGGCCGAACUGAUUUGCGCCCUCAUCAAGCAAACCAGCAAGAACGUGCCUCUGCCGAAGAUCGGAGUUCAGGUAUCCACACAAAAGUUGCUUAAGAAGAGCCAACUGCUGCUUUGCGCCACGCAGAGUCUGUUUACGUGCGAAACGACGCCGAGCAUAAACUCGACAUCUGACCAACAAAUUUCCCUUUCGAACAUACAGACCGCCCAAGAAGAGAAGUACAAGGAGCAUAAGGAGUGCUUUAAGGACCACAAGGACGCUAAAGGACCCCCUAGCUAUACACUUUUACAGGGCUGGCAACUGUUGGCCCUGGCCGUCAGUUUGUUUGUUCCUAAGUCCUCGAGGUUGCUUUGGUUUCUGAAACUGCAUCUACAGAGGAAUGCUGACAAUUGUACUGAAUGUGGGAAGUAUGCAGCUUAUUGUGAGAGAGCGCUUGAAAGGACCAUUUUGGCAGGCGGUCGUGAACUGAAGCCUUCUCGUAUGGAGGUGCUAAGCAUUUUGCUCAAAAAUCCACAACACCAUUCGCUGCCGCAUUCGAUGCCAGUACAUUUGCUCAACGGCACAUAUCACAUAACCAGCUUUGACGGCUCGACGACAAUAAAGGAGUUCCAGGAUAGUUUGGCUCAUGAAAUCGGCUGUCGAACGACCAACGGCUUCGCUAUAUUCUCCGACGACCCUAUCGAAAGGGAUCUGGAGCACACUCUGGAUCCCACAGCAAAACUCUGUGAUCUGAUCUCCAAGUGGGAGAUCGCUUUGAGAGAAAAAGGUCUGGGGAAAUUCGAAAACAGCAAAGUCAUAAGACUGACCUACAAGAAUAGGAUGUGGUGGAAGAACUGCGCAAGACUGGAAACCGACAAGGAAAGACUUUUAUUGUGUUACCAAAUUAACAAGCAAAUAGUUUCGGGACGUUUCCCGUUGAGUCGUGAUCUGGCGUUGGAACUGGCGAGUCUGAUGGCUCAGUUGGAUAUGGGUGAUUGCUCUUUGGCUAAUAAGAACGUCAGCACACAAGUCCAGACUCCUAAGUCACAAGCAAAUGGCACUCUAAGCCCGCCAGUUUCUCAGAAUAACACUUUAACGGCUCUUAACAACGUGCAAGGAAUCUUGACGGCUCAUUCGAAUCAGGCUCUGAAUGCUAUAGACAAGUUUUAUCCGUAUCGGUACAGGGAUCAGUUGAACCAAGACGGACUCGCUGAGUUGCAGGCUAAACUGCUAGCGAAGUGGAGAGCUUUGAAGGGGAGGACGCAGUUGGAUUGUGUGAGGAUUUAUCUGACGUGCACAAGGAAAUGGCCUUUCUUCGGUGCCACGCUUUUCCAGGCCAAACUGAGACAACAGGAAUCUCCAAUGAUUUGGCUGGCGGUGAGUGAAGACGCAAUAACAGUUCUGGAUUUAGCAACAAUGCAGCAACGAGUCCGGUAUCCGUAUACAAGUGUCCUGACCUUCGGAGGAUGUCAAGAAGACUUCAUGUUAGUUGUUACUCAAAACGACCAGCAUCAAUCACAAAAACUAAUAUUCGCCCUCAACAAACCUAAAAUCCUAGAACUCACUCUCCUAAUCGCUGAUUAUAUGAAUCUCCUAAUGAACAACCCAGGCACUCCACUACUAGGAACGUUGAGUAGAGGUACAAUGGUUUCCGUAAACCAAUCCGUUGUCAACCAGUCGAUUAUUAGUCAAACGAUAGCCAAUCAAAGCCAACCGGACAUUUUGAAAUCGACGCCCGAUCACGCAAUACAGAGAACGGACUCGAAACGCAGGACUCACGUGGACUCGGGUCUGGCGUGAUACAGGACCGAGUGUGUGACGUGCGAAAAGUAAGAUAAAAUUUGCUGGACGACACAAUAAUAAUGCUUUUAAAACACCCCUCGUUUAGGAAUUCUUCCCUCCACAUGUUUUGAUCCGGCAGGUUUUAUGUUUGGUUCUUAUUUUAUUGUAAUUUAUGCUUUUCUUUGUGCCACAGUGACCGAAUAUAAUUGUAAAUAUAGAUUAUAUGUGAAUGUGUA